This is a messenger RNA of Entrophospora sp. SA101, 1971 nucleotides long. NCBI's taxonomy places the organism in Eukaryota, Fungi, Glomeromycota, Glomeromycetes, Entrophosporales, Entrophosporaceae. The record is from the annotation of a GenBank genome assembly.
AUGUCUGCUCCAUUCAAAAAGCUAACAGUUAAGAAACUUCCAUUACCUGUUGAAAGUAGCACUGAAGACUCUAGAUACUGGGGAAAGUUCAAGACUCCUACCAAAAUCAACGAGGUAUCUUCAGUUGUAUCAAUACAUUUUUCACCAAGUAAACCACACGAUUUUGCAGUUACAUCCUCAGCCUAUGUAAAGAUAUAUUCUGCACAAACAUUUAAAGUUAAAAAAAUAAUAUCAAGAUUUGAAAAUACUGCUUUUUCUGGAAAUAUAAGGAAUGAUGGUAAAUUGCUUGUGGCCGGCGAUGGAAAUGGGUUGAUUCAGGUUUUUAAUCUUGGAAGUCGAGCAAUUUUAAGAACGUUUCGUGGUCAUAAACUCCCUGUACAUGUUACCAAAUUUUUUCCAAAUAAUAAUAAACAAGUUCUUUCAUGUUCCGACGAUAAAACAGUUCGCGUAUGGGAUAUACCUGAACAAGGAUCAAUUUCAGUUUUGGAAGGACAUAAAACUCCUACCAAAAUCAACGAGGUAUCUUCAGUUGUAUCAAUACAUUUUUCACCAAGUAAACCACACGAUUUUGCAGUUACAUCCUCAGCCUAUGUAAAGAUAUAUUCUGCACAAACAUUUAAAGUUAAAAAAAUAAUAUCAAGAUUUGAAAAUACUGCUUUUUCUGGAAAUAUAAGGAAUGAUGGUAAAUUGCUUGUGGCCGGCGAUGGAAAUGGGUUGAUUCAGGUUUUUAAUCUUGGAAGUCGAGCAAUUUUAAGAACGUUUCGUGGUCAUAAACUCCCUGUAGAUGUUACCAAAUUUUUUCCAAAUAAUAAUAAACAAGUUCUUUCAUGUUCCGACGAUAAAACAGUUCGCGUAUGGGAUAUACCUGAACAAGGAUCAAUUUCAGUUUUGGAAGGACAUAAAGAUUAUAUAAGAUCUGGUUUAAUAAGUCAUGAUAAUCCACAAUUAGUUUUAUCUGGUUCAUACGACAAAACUAUAAAACUGUGGGAUUUACGUAAUAACAAAUGUAACAUGACUAUUGAUCAUGGAGCGCCUGUUGAAGAAGUUUUGAUGUUUCCAGGUGGUGGUAUAGUAUUAUCAGCAGGUGGUCCAACUUUAAAUGUGUGGGACAUGUUUGCCGGUGGCAGACUUAUUAGAUCAGUGUCUAAUCAUCAAAAAACCAUCACUACAAUGUGUUUUGAUGCCUCCUUUUCUCGUUUGCUUACCGGUUCUUUGGACCAUCAUGUAAAAAUAUAUGAUGUGCAAAAUUAUGAAGUUGUUCACAGUUUCACAUAUUCAAAACCUAUUCUGUGUAUUAACGAUACACAUUUAGCAACGGGGAUGACAUCAGGCUUAUUGUCUGUAAGGCAUCGUAAACCAGAUCAUGAUGAGAAUGUUGCUAAAAAUAACGAAAAUAAAAUCCGAGUCGGCUCAUAUCAAUAUUUUACCAGAGGUUACUCUUACAAUGGAUCAAAGGAGGAUUUCGUAGUUGAAUCAGAACGUUAUCAAAACCUUGCAAUAUAUGAACAAUAUUUAAAAAAAUUUGAAUACACAAAAGCUUUAGAUGCUGUUUUUAGAACUGGUACAAGGGCAAUAUUAACAAUCUCAAUGCUUCAAGAACUUAUCUAUCGUGAUGGUUUAAGACAAGCGUUGGUAAAUCGAGACGAAACUACAUUGGAACCGAUUUUAAAAUUUAUAAUGAAAUGGAUAAACGAUCCAAAGUACACAGAACUUUUAAUCGAUGUUGGAAAUCUUAUAUUUGAAAUUUACGGACAAGUAAUUUGUCAGUCACCAAAAAUUCAAGAGUUAUUACAAUCUUUAAAAGCAAAAGUCAAGAAAGAAUUAGAAGUACAAAAAGAAAUAUUUAAAGUUAUUGGAUCAUUAGAAAUGUUAUUUGCCAAAAACUCUAUUGUAUCUUCCACUACCACUACCGAUAAUGUUACCUCAGAAAUCACCAAUACUGCAACGCCAACACCAACAACGUCACAAUGA